AUGUCGCUUUAUAACUUUAAGAAGAUCGAGCCGGUGCCUACGGCCACCGACUUUAUUGACAUUAUCUUGUCAAAGACACAACGCAAGACUCCUACUGUCAUUCACAAGAACUACAAUAUUGGUCGUAUUCGUCAGUUUUACAUGCGCAAAGUCAAAUUCACACAAGACAGCUUUGAAGAAAAGUUCAAAGCCAUUCUCGAAGAAUUCCCCAAGCUCGAGGAUAUUCAUCCCUUCUACGCUGAUCUCAUGAACGUCCUUUACGAUAAGGAUCAUUACAAACUUGCCUUGGGUCAGAUCAACACUGCUCGUCAUUUGAUCGAUCAAGUUGCCAAGGAUUACGUUCGUCUUCUCAAAUUCGGUGAUUCGUUAUACCGUUGUAAGCAGUUGAAGAAGGCUGCGCUUGGAAGAAUGGCCACGAUCAUGAAGCGUCAAAAAGACAGUUUAGCUUAUUUGGAACAAGUUCGUCAGCAUUUGUCCCGUCUCCCAUCUAUUGAUCCCAACACUCGCACAUUGCUUAUUUGCGGUUACCCUAAUGUCGGCAAAUCCAGUUUCAUCAACAAGAUUACCCGUGCUGAUGUGGACGUACAGCCCUAUGCUUUCACCACCAAAUCGUUGUUCGUUGGUCACAUGGAUUACAAGUAUAUGCGAUGGCAAGUGAUCGAUACCCCUGGUAUCCUUGAUCAUCCUUUGGAAGACCGUAACACCAUCGAAAUGCAGUCCAUCACCGCCAUGGCUCAUUUGAGAGCUUGCAUCAUGUACUUUAUGGAUUUAUCGGAACAGUGCGGUUACAGUGUCGAGGACCAAGUUAAAUUGUUCCACAGCAUCAAGCCCUUGUUCGCCAACAAGCCGAUUGUUUUGGUCAUCAACAAAAUCGAUCAGGUGAAGCCGGAAGAUUUACCCGCCGAACAAAGAGCAUGGAUUGAAGAAAUCGCUAACCAAGACAAUGCCACGGUGCUUACCAUGUCUUGCUAUUCUGAUGAAGGUGUGAUGGCCGUGCGAAACAGUUCUUGUGACCGACUUUUGGCAGCUCGUGUGGAGAUGAAGUUGAAGGGCAACAAGAUCAACGAUAUCAUUAACAAGAUCCAUUUGGCUCAACCUAAAGCCAGAGAUGAUAUGGUGCGCUUACCUAAUAUUCCUGAAGGUGCUAAGGACAGAAUGAAAUACGAUGUCAGCGAUCCCAACCGACCGAAAUUGGCCAAGGAUAUCGAAAUGGAGAAUGGUGGUGCUGGUGUGUUCAACGUCGAUCUCAAGAAACCAUACUUGUUGGCGAAUGAUGAAUGGAAAUACGAUGCUAUUCCCGAAUUCUUGGAUGGUCGCAAUGUGGCUGACUUUAUUGAUCCUGACAUUGAGGAGAAACUCGAAGCCUUGGAACGUGAAGAAGAACGUCUUGAGCAAGAAGGUUUCUAUAACGAGGAUGCUGCUACCAUGGAUAGCGAUGAAGAGAUUCUCCGAAGCACUGCCGAUGCUAUUCGCGAUCGUAAGAAGAUCAUUAUCAAGCAACAUCGUGCUGCGCGCGGCAAGAAUUACCCCAUUAUACCCAAGAAGGUGGCUGCCAAGCGUGCCACUGUGGAUGAUAUGGGCGAACAUUUGAGCAAGAUGGGUCUUGAUGCGGAAGCAGCUAUGGAACGAGGACGUAAUGCUAAUCGCAAGCGUACUCGUGCCGAAGCUAUUCCUGAUGAAGCGGUUCGUGAUGCUGAUGUGGCAACACGCGAAGAAGCGGUAUCUGCAGAGAUGAGCAAUCUCGGUUUCCGAAACGUCAAACAGAAAAUGGAAGCUGAUAAGCAAAAGAAAUACGUUCAGAAGCAAGCUGCCAAGUUUGGUAAGCGUGGUGAAGCCGAUCGUCAAAUCCAAACCAAGAUGCCCAAACAUCUGUUUAGCAGCAAGACCUCCAUGGGCACCCGUGAUUGGCGAUAA
Molecule: messenger RNA, 1914 nt
Organism: Radiomyces spectabilis
Lineage: Eukaryota; Fungi; Mucoromycota; Mucoromycetes; Mucorales; Radiomycetaceae
Product: GTP binding protein 4
Exons: 4
Coding region: 1-1914 (637 amino acids)
Biological process (GO): ribosomal large subunit biogenesis
Cellular component (GO): nucleolus
Molecular function (GO): GTPase activity; RNA binding; GTP binding
Source: RefSeq, a predicted model, not a curated record